AUGGGAAUGAAGGCUCAUGGAGUCCUUUUCAUCGCCAUCCUGCCCAUUUACCUGGGUUGCCAAGAAGAGGCGGACUGCCAAGUCACGGAGCUUCUGCAGAGGAGUUUGGAGGUGGAGACCCCGCAUCUCAGACGGUUGAAGGCCUCACCGAUGUUUUGGCUUCAUAUCCCGAAGUGUGGCACCAGCUUCUACAACACGGUGACGCACCUGCCGGGCAUGUGCCCAGACCUUCCAGUGAAUCUUAGCAUGGGCGAUGAAUCUGUUUGGGGUAAAUGCUUUGAGACGCACUUCCGCGCGCUUUGCCCCACCCUGUGCGACCAGAAGCUGCUCCAUUGCGAUUGGCCACCCACAGCUACUCAUCAGUUUUUGGUGGAUUCCAAGUAUGAAGAAUACAAGGGCCACUUUGUGGGGCUCUUUCGUCAACCUGAGCAGCGCUUGCUCUCGGCCUACCAUGACGACAAAGACCUCUUUCGCUCUGACCCUUUUAUCCCGGCGUGCUCGAAUGAGACCAUGACCAAGGAAUUGUCUAUGGAGGAGUUUAUCCAGAGAUAUGCGAGUUUCGAGACGGGACAGCUGGUGGGGACGUUGAUCAAUCUGACAUUGGCGGAUGUGCCCAAAGCCAUCGAACGGCUGGAGCAGGGCUUUGCCUUUGUGGGCCUACAAGAAGAGUGGGAGCUGUCAAUUUGCCUCUUCCAUGCCAAGUUUGGUGGCCCUUGCCUCUCCGUCGACUUCGAGGACACACGACCCUCUCAUGGAGGGAAGGCCUCGCUUUAUGACACUUCGAUCCUCAAUGGCUGGGUGGACGAGCUGGAUCGGCCGGUCUACGCCAAGGCGAAGGAGAUCUUCGAACGCGAUCUGCAGAAGUUUGGGAUCUCCCAUGAGACCUGCAAGUCCUGUUAUGACGAAGCCGGCUUGGUGUGGCAAGAUUAA
Messenger RNA from Durusdinium trenchii, 930 nucleotides. The record is from the annotation of a GenBank genome assembly. NCBI's taxonomy places the organism in Eukaryota, Dinophyceae, Suessiales, Symbiodiniaceae.